Frankliniella occidentalis (western flower thrips) is the source of this 1284-nucleotide messenger RNA. RefSeq lists its product as uncharacterized. The record is from RefSeq and is a predicted model, not a curated record. The transcript is spliced from 5 exons. The coding region runs from base 211 to 870 and encodes 219 amino acids. NCBI's taxonomy places the organism in Eukaryota, Metazoa, Arthropoda, Insecta, Thysanoptera, Thripidae.
GUCGCUCGCGCUCGCCCUCAGUGCAGCAGCAGGUGUAUCAAGAGUCGAAUGAAGACAAGCAGGCACCUGCAUCGGUUUUAUUGUGUUUAUCUAAAACAGUUGUCAAAUACAAUAAGUGAGAAAGAAGUAUCACCAGUCAGUAAGUAGUACACCGAAUACUAGUCGUCGCCGCAUUACUUCCGAUGUCAGGUGCGGGGUUCGGCAGCGGGGAUGGCGUCGCGUCAAAUGUUGGCCAGUUUGUGGGCGACCGCCACCACCGUGACGGUGGGGCUGGGCCGGCUGGAGCCGAGGGUGGAGGCCGGCAGCACCACGACCCUGUCCGACGAGGAGGCGGAGACCCCCCAGAGCUCGUCUGGGUACAGCAGCGACUCGGGGGACUCCGUCUCCCUCCCGUCGUCGUCGUCGACGUCGUUGUCCGGGGGCCCGGAGGAGCCCUGGGAGGAGGUGGAGGUGUGCAACGGCAAGUGGGAGUCCCGCGGCAUCGUCCCGGGCGUCUCGGCGUGGACGCCGACCAACCUCGACGACGACCUCCUGGACACCCUCACAGUGAGUCAUGCUCGAGCUGCUUGUCCACGUCUCCAGGACGAAGAAGACGACGUUUGGGAAAACAUUAUGGGAGAAAUUAUGGCCUCGACUGGCCGCCGUGACGAGGCCGUCGCCGCGGAGCAGGUCGACGACGUCCUCGACUGGGGCGUAUUCAUCGGGUGGGCUCCGGUGCCAACCCUCGAGGAGGCGGAGGUUCUGGCCGCGGCCGCGGCCGCCGAGGAGCAGCAGCGCAGGGAGGCCGCUGCUUUAAAAAAAGCUGCCCGGUUAGCAAAAUACCAUCACAACAAUGGUUCUUUUAAAAGAAAAUAUCAUUACUAUCAGUGAACCCAGUAGCAAAUUAACAUAUGUUACACUGACAUGGCAAAUGACCUGACGGAAAAAUUAGUUCUAAAUUUAUUAAAUGUAAAUAUGCAACUAGUUUUUAAGUCCAAGGAAAACUAUUUUAGUACGUUGACGUUUUUUUUAUAUAUCUCUAUAAAAAAAAGAUUUGUGUAUUUCAAACUGAAGACUUUGUAAAGUGGGUAGUUUUAAGGAUGAAUUUGUGAUGAAAUUGUAAAUGCACCUAAAUUCAAUUUUGUUGCAUUUUAUGAAUGUAAGUAAAAUUGCAACAAAUGGAUAUUUCUGUGCUCAAAUUUCUGACUCUUGGGGUUCAAUUGCAAACAAUACCAUGCAAAAAUAAUUUUAAAAAAUGCAUGUAUGUAUUUUCAAAGAAAGAAUAAAUGCAAAUAAUUGACUCUA